AUGGCCGAGGACGACUUCUGUGUCCUGAGCACCCUUGGGGCCGGCAGCUUCUCUGUCGUCGUGCUGGCCCGCCAUCGUCACAGCGGCAGAAAAGUUGUCAUCAAGAAGAUGAAGAUGCUGGGGCAGACAGGCCUGGAGAUGGCGCAUCACGAGUGCAACGUCAUGCGAGGUCUGAGCCACCCCAACAUCUUGCCCCUGCUGGGCACCAUAGAGAGGGCAUUCCAACUGCAGCUGGUCAUGCCCUACGUGAGGGGGGGAGACCUGCGGGACUAUCUCUGCCGCAAGGGCCCCAUGAGGGAGGAGGAGGCCAGAAGGGUGUUCCGCCAGUUGGCCUCGGCUAUGGAAUAUUGCCACGCCAAAGGAAUCGCUCACAGGGACCUGAAACCUGAGAAUAUUCUCGUGCAAAGCCUGAACCGGGUCAAGAUCACGGACUUUGGCCUGAGUGGCAAUUUUCUUCAGCAGUCCAUGGACAGCCUGCAGGGCACCUUGGGCUACAUGGCGCCCGAGAUAGUGACGGGGGGCACCUACGGCCCCGGGGUGGACAUCUGGAGCCUGGGGGAGCGAAUUGGCUGGCCAGAGAUCCUGAGCCACCCAUGGGUGACCCAGGGCAUGGGGCCCAUGGAAGCCUACAGGGAACCCACCUCCUCCGAUGAGCCAGCCCCAGCUGAGCAGUCCAUUCCUUCCAGCCUGCUGCCAAGUGGAGGCCGAGAGCUGAGAGAGAGAUGCUCCCUGCAUCCCGCUGAGGCCAGGGCCCCUGCUGCCUCUGAACUGUCUGCUGCUGAAGACCCCGCUGCCCCAUAG
This is a messenger RNA of Erinaceus europaeus (western European hedgehog), 801 nucleotides long. RefSeq lists its product as uncharacterized. The transcript is spliced from 3 exons. Gene Ontology annotation, biological process: regulation of cytokinesis; mitotic spindle organization; protein phosphorylation. Gene Ontology annotation, molecular function: protein kinase activity; ATP binding. Lineage: Eukaryota; Metazoa; Chordata; Mammalia; Eulipotyphla; Erinaceidae. The record is from RefSeq and is a predicted model, not a curated record. Gene Ontology annotation, cellular component: spindle pole centrosome; chromosome passenger complex; spindle midzone. Bases 1 to 801 code for a protein of 266 amino acids.